GGAGCCAAUGUUGUGGUGACGGGACGUAACGCCGGGCGAGUGUCAGAAGUGGCCAAACAGUGUCUCGACGUAUCGCCCGAUGGCUUGAAAGCGCUGGAAGUGGUGGCAGACGUGACCAGUGAUGAGGAUCUUCAACGAUUGGUCGACACAACUAUCAUUACUUUUGGUAAAAUAGAUAUUUUGGUCAAUAACGCGGGAACCGAUGAAUCGAUGUCUUUCGUGGACACGGAUUAUAUGCAAAGCUAUCGACGAGUGCUAAACAUGAACUUAAAUUCCGUUGUUUUCUUAACCCAUAUUUGUGUCAAACAUUUGGAGAAAACUAAAGGAAAUAUCAUUAAUAUAUCGAGUAUUAACAGCUUUCAAACGUUAAAUCAAUUUUCAUCAUAUUGUAUGUCAAAGUCAGCGUUGGAUAUGUUUACAAAAUGUAUUGCCGCAGAGUUGGGACCCAAAGGCAUACGUGUGAAUAGUGUUAAUCCAGGUGCCAUAGAAACAGGCAAUCUAUUAGAGAGUACAGACAAUUUGCCCGAUAUUUAUAACAGCGAGUGUUACGCCAAAUUAUACCCUGUGGGCCGGUAUGGAGUGCCCAAUGAUAUCGCUAAUGCUGUACUAUAUUUGGCAUCUAAUUAUAGCUCAUUCAUAACGGGUACGGCGAUUGUGGCCGAUGGCGGGCACCUGGCGGCCAAUGUCAACAUUAAUAAC
Molecule: messenger RNA, 699 nt
Organism: Medioppia subpectinata
Lineage: Eukaryota; Metazoa; Arthropoda; Arachnida; Sarcoptiformes; Oppiidae
Source: the annotation of a GenBank genome assembly